AUGAAAGGCAGGCAAAGUCACCAGAGGAGCAGAGAGGCUCAGAUCAACCCAGAAACUCUAGCUAUCACUCUGAAGCCCACCUCCUCACCCGCCAUCAGGGAGGUCUCUGCAGUGCUUUUGUGCCUGCUGCUCACAAGUGCUGCCAUCAGCACUCAUGCAUUUACUCAACCAAAUUCAGUGUCCCUUCCAGUCAAGUGCUGCUUUUCUAUGCUCAAGAAAAGGAUCUCUAUCCAGAAGCUGAAGAGCUACACAACAGAUACCAGCAUCUACUGUCCUCAGGAAGCCGUGAUCUUCAGGACCAAAGAUAAAGAAGCCCAGGCUAAUCCCAAGGAGAACUGGGUCAGUGAUCUCAUCAAACAUCUGGAUAAAAUCUCCCAAAGUUUGAAGCCUUGUACUUUCAUUCCUGAACUAAUAGUGAGAGCCUGA
Cavia porcellus (domestic guinea pig) is the source of this 426-nucleotide messenger RNA. Its product is annotated as C-C motif chemokine 8-like. The transcript has 3 exons. Gene Ontology annotation, molecular function: chemokine activity. NCBI's taxonomy places the organism in Eukaryota, Metazoa, Chordata, Mammalia, Rodentia, Caviidae. Gene Ontology annotation, biological process: immune response; eosinophil chemotaxis. The coding region runs from base 1 to 426 and encodes 141 amino acids. Gene Ontology annotation, cellular component: extracellular region. The record is from RefSeq and is a predicted model, not a curated record.